CCGGCGCUCUUCGAAAGCUCCACUGCGGAGCCGAGAAAAUAUAUUUAAUUCCCAUUUCAAGUGCAGGAAUUUCAAGUUUGUUUGUUUAAAUUCAAAGUGCAAGUGAGACAUUUCUAACAAAACACAUUCAAAAACGAAGAAAAUUACCAAAAACAAUGAAAUGUUGAGCAAUUAAGGCUGGAUUCUAAGUGCAUAGCUAGAGUGAAUUAAUAAUUUAGUUGAAACAAACAAAGCCAUGGAGAGUGCAGCGAAUUCAGGCGACUCCAAAAAGCCUUUCAAAGUCAAGGACGUAACACGCAACAUCAAGAAGGCUGUCUGCGCCUCCAGUCUGGAGGAGAUUCGCAGCAAGGUGGCGGAGAAGUUCGAGAAGUGCGACCACCUGCCCACCAUCCACCUGGACUCCGAUGGCACGGAGAUCGACGACGAGGAGUACUUCCGCACCCUUGACGAGAACACGGAACUGGUUGCCGUCUUCCCCGGCGAACACUGGAUCGAUCCCACGCACUACGUGACCAUAACCACUCCGCAUGGCAGCGAUGUGGGAACCGGAAACGGAGAUCCUGCCACCGGAGGCGAGGGCGACACCACCGAUGCCAACAACUCGGAGUCGGCUCGCAUCCGCCAGUUGGUGGGCCAGCUGCAGAACAACCUCUGCAACGUGUCCGUGAUGAACGACGCCGACCUGGACUCGCUGUCCAACAUGGAUCCCAAUUCGCUGGUGGACAUCACGGGCAAAGAGUUUAUGGAGCAGCUCAAGGAUGCGGGAAGACCGCUGUGUGCCAAGCGUAAUGCCGAAGAUCGAUUGAAUCUGCUGAAGCUCCUGAAGGCCGGAGCCAUUUUCUGCUCGGAACGCUAUCCGGAGGAUGCGGAGGCCAUCGACCGGGAGAUCGGACGCCAGCUGAACGAGGCGGAGAGCGGACAGAUGAGCACCACCGCGGCCAGCAACACCCGCACCAUCGAGGUGGUGCAGUGCGACAAUCAGAACACGACGAUAACGAUUACGGUGGGCGAGGCCACCUCCACUUGUUCCGCCGCCAAUGGCAUCGCUAACGGAUCCUCAGCAGCCGAGGCGGCGGCCAACGAGGCCAAUGCCAAUCCGAGUAGGAAUCCAAAUGCCAACGGAGACAUCUGACUGCCCAUCUUGGGCAGCCUCAGGUGAAGUCUGCCGGCGGAGGACUAGAGGAGAGAAUGAGAGAUGAGAGGAGGUGAAAAUCAAAAGCGAGAUCCAGGAGGAUAUACCGACGACAUCAGUCCUGCAACAUGGGGUUAACAUACAUCGUAUUUGUAGCAUGUAAUUAGGCAAUGCGAAAUCAGCGAACGAAACGAAGACAAAAUCAAGCGAGAACAAAGUCACGGAGAAUAUGCUUCAUAGUAUCUAAGAGCAAAUGAAAGUUAACGAACAAUACACGUACUAGAAUUAAACACCAAA
Messenger RNA from Drosophila elegans, 1429 nucleotides. RefSeq names its product DNA fragmentation factor subunit alpha (gene Drep1). The record is from RefSeq and is a predicted model, not a curated record. Gene Ontology annotation, biological process: regulation of apoptotic process; apoptotic process. Bases 236 to 1132 code for a protein of 298 amino acids. The transcript has 4 exons. NCBI's taxonomy places the organism in Eukaryota, Metazoa, Arthropoda, Insecta, Diptera, Drosophilidae.